Octopus bimaculoides (California two-spot octopus) is the source of this 6043-nucleotide messenger RNA. RefSeq lists its product as uncharacterized. NCBI's taxonomy places the organism in Eukaryota, Metazoa, Mollusca, Cephalopoda, Octopoda, Octopodidae. Gene Ontology annotation, molecular function: RNA endonuclease activity; mRNA binding. Gene Ontology annotation, cellular component: nucleus; cytoplasmic ribonucleoprotein granule. The record is from RefSeq and is a predicted model, not a curated record.
AACAUUAUUUACAUAAUAUUUCGAUGACUUCAACCAUCGAACGUCAUCAAGUGUUUUAGAGAUAAAGAUUCUCGGUUCGUAUCUGACCUGAGACCAGGUACACAUUCAGAAAUAAUAAACUAAAUGACAGGUGUAUCAACCUGACAGUACCGUAUGGUAGGUACAGGAAGUAAAGUAACGGGCUCACACAAAAAAGGAAGUCAGACGCUGUUGUUUUCGUUCCUACAAUCAACAUCAUCACUAUCACCAUGAGCAGUAGCAAUGGCACACAGAGUUAUCUUCUCUUGACUAUCUAAAUAUAAAGCAGGAAGUCAGCAGCGACGAAAAUAGAAAUAUCCGUAACUGCCAGUCGUUAGCUGAUGUAAUUUUUAAAAUAAAUUUCAAAAAACAAAUCCACAUUUUUCUUUGAAAAAUAUUCCAUUUCAUAUUGUUGUAAAUUUUCAAUGAAAUUUUUACGCUGAUAUAAAUCUCUAGCCGAUAUAUUUUACAAUUAUUGUUUAUAUUUCUCUAAAAGCACACAAUCCCAUUGUUGUAAGUGAAAAUGGCGCAGAAUUUGACCAAGGCAGCCGACUUCAUUGUGGAAAAUAAACAUUUGAAUGAAAUUGAGAAAAAUCGAUCUAAAAUAGAGAAUUAUUUCAAUAUUAAGUUAUAUGAUACGAUAUCGAAUAAUAAAGAAAACAAAAAUAAAAAUUUCAAGUGGAUCCGAGUGGAAGGUGAUGAAGAGGAGGACUGUCGAAAUGCCAAGGAAUAUAUACUUGCUAUCACAGACCCAGCUGAGACAAAAUACAUGACAGUUGCAAAGGAAAUACAAUCCAUCUCAAGCUGGAAAUAUUUCGAAACUAUAGAAAAACAGACACGAGCAUAUAUUGAGUUCUACCGUGACAACUUCCUCAAAAUUUGUGGCUCUUCCUUGUCUGUAGCACUUGCUCUCUCUAUUCUUGAAGACAAAUUAGGGCCAUACCAGCAGCUGACUCCACCUCAGUUCAAAAGUGGGGACAUUGAUGAAUCUAAAAGCUUCAGGUCUUCAGCACUGUCCAUAGACCAUUCUGCUAUUGUUAAUUCAAUAAUGAAGAACAACGUCCAAUUGCCAGACUUAAUUGCAAGCUCAGGAUUUCGGUCUGAUAAUGAUGCCAACUGCAAACUGUCUGAUGAACAUUUUCUAGAGAAUUUGGUGAUAAGUAAUGGAGCUUCUUCAACCCCUCCAAAAUGUGACACUGUCAAUGGGCAGCUGUUGGUGAAUAAACCGUUACCAUCAAGAAAGGAGGCACUCUCUGCAGAACGUUUGGAUUUUUUCAGAAAUCUUGCAAAGCAAAUUGGUCAUGAAGAUCCUGAUAUUCAGGAUGCUCUAAAGAUUGCUUCUGAAGACACAAAACCAUCUGAUUUCAUCAGGUUGUUGAAUAGCAUCAAAGAAGAUCGAGAGAUUGCUGAAACUGAAGACUGUGAUUGUGAAGAAUUUCAUGCGACAGAAUCGAAUUUGGGUGCCAAGUCAUCACUGCCAGAUAGUUAUGUGAAAAUGCUACUAAAUGACUAUGAAGAAGAAUCAGAACUGUCUUCUAUUGAAGAACUGAAAAGGAGAAAUCAGGCACGGCAAAGAUGUCUACGGGAACACACUUUAAAUGGUAAGAGUUGCCCCGUGACGCCUCCUCAACAGCAGCCGUUUCCACAGAUUGAACAUCUGAAAAUGAAGAAAACAAAGAAGAAAACUUCCAAACAACCAGAGAAUUUUGCAAAUCCUUCCCCAACAUACCCACUUUACCCUCAACCUCCUCCUCUUCUUGGCACUGACAGAGACAUCCUCCCUUCCGUUGCUAACGCUAAUCCACAGAUUCCUGGUCACCAGCUUUACCUCAAUAGAGAUGUUGAUAACCAAUAUACUCCAUGCUGUAAAGGAACUCCACCAAAAGCUUCCUCUACCUCAGGUUCUAUGGCAAAAUCCAAAAAUAUUCCUGUAGCACAAUCAGACAACAGACGGACAGCUUCCAACGUUCAGCAACCGAAACCUUUGAUAGGACGAAUUGAUACUGGUUCUCCAAACAGUGGAAUGUCUCCUGUUGUGAAUGACAAACUGCGAUAUAUUGUUGUCGAUGGAAGUAAUAUAGCAAUGACACAUGGAAAUGGUAAAUUCUCUUGUAGAGGAAUUCAAAUAGUUGUUAAUUAUUUUAUCAGUUUAGGACACAAUGUGAUGGCAUUUGUACCCCAACAUAAAUUUUAUACCCCAAACUCCUCCAACAACAUCCUGGAUCAAGAUAUUCUCUACAGACUCAAAGAACAAGGCCGUCUUGCUGUGACUCCUUCGAGAAAAAUCCAGAAAAAACUCAUCAAUUGUUAUGAUGAUCGGUUUAUCUUAGAUCUGGCUGAAAGAGAAGAUGGUAUUGUCGUGUCCAAUGACCAAUACCGGGACCUGAUUGAAGAGAAACCUUCGUGGAGGGAAAUCAUUGAGAAGAGGUUACUUAUGUACACUUUUGUUCAAGACAACUUCAUGCUGCCAGCUGAUCCCCUUGGCCGUGAUGGUCCCACUCUUGAAGAAUUCCUCAGUAAAACUCCCAAAGAAACUAAUUCCACUCCAAAAAAGAGUAGCCGUCCACCUGCUCGCCAGUCGUACAACUACUCAACUGUAGCAUCGAUGAGGACAUGUCCACAAGGAGUUCAGAGAAAUAAACCUGCUGGAAUACGACCCCAAGCCACAAAUUCCCAUUCGGAUGCUCUUCCAUUGCGAACUAAAGACGAAAGUGAUAUUCUGUAUCGUGAACUGAAGGCAGUGUUUCCUGAAGACUCGCAAGACAGUACCUUAUGGAAAAUUCUGGAUGAUAACCCGACUGAGCGGAAUCUUAUGCAGUUGUCAGACAAAUUUCUAGGGGAGUAUUUUUAAGGAGUAGUCUUUGCUGGAUGAGGUUUGUUCAGCCAGUUCAUGAAACGACUUGCCAUCGCAGCUCUGUAGCCUUUGGCCCUUCACCGUACCUCAGGAUCUUUUUACAGACUAAUUGGUACUUGACACGAGUUUACCCACAUCACAUUACAAAACUAGAAACUGUUGUUAUUGCAACAACAAUAAAAAAAAAAAACAAUAGUAAAAGAACAAUAAUAAUAAAGUUGGAGAUUAUGUUCUGAAAGUUAAUAAAAAAAGACAGCAACUUGGUAUUGUACUCUUGUAACUAGUGUGGUACUCCAGACAUCCUGGUAACUGCUAUUGUACUUUCUUUGGAGCCUCUGGUGACUAUUGUACUCUAGAAGCUCUGAUAAGUGGUGUUGUACUCUAGAGGCCCUGGUAAUUGGGGCUGUACUCUUGAGUUUUGUAACUAUUGUACUUUAAAGUCCCAGGUAACUGACUUACUCUGGAAUGCUUAGUAAUUCUAGAGGCCCUUGUGACUGGGGCUGUACUCUCUCUCUCUGGAGUUCCUUGUAACUGAUGUUGUGGUGUACAAAUAUAAGAAUAGUUUUUGGCAGUAAUUCUCAGCUCUGGCUGUGUUUUGUGGUAUGUUGCAACCUGUUGUUGUGCUGUGGGGCAGUACUGAGGCCAAAUCGGAUGUUCUGGCUGGCACUGAGGUGGCUGUGUUUGGUAGUGCUGUCAUUGAACUGAGGCACAAUACAAUUGCUCAAGUGACUGUGAUACAUUGCCAUUGCCAUAUCAGCUGUGGCGCAAUGUGCCAUCACUCUGUAAGAUGUAUGGUUGUUUUUUCUAAAGCUGGUACUGUUGCCACUGAUACCAUGGUUUACAUUUCCACAUGUGGAGCUGUUUCAAUAUCAGGUCUAUAUUUAAAAAUAUCAUCAUCAUCAUCAUCAUCAUCAUCAUCAUCAUCACCACCACACACAUCAGUAAUCUGCAUCAUCAUCACACACGUCACUGUCAUCACCACCACCAUUGUCGUCAUCAUCAUCAUCGUCAUGAAUAAUUCUUUUGGUGACCUAUCUUGUUUGGUUAUUGUUUAGUGAUGCUGACUGUUGCCAUCAGUGUUUGACGUGACCAUGCUAGGCCCAGGGCUAUAGAUGUCUGUCAGACUAGAAACACUGAAACAGGACGCAAAAUGUUUUUUUCCCACGAGAGUUCCGGACCCCAGUUAUGAACUCAUUUGCAUACAGCCAAUCAGAGCUCAGCUAUCAAACUAAUUCAUAAGUGCAUAACAAGUGAUGGGCGAUUUAAAUAGGGUCACUUGGUUAAGGAAUGACCAUGUUUCUUUUCUCUUUUAAGAAUGCUUAUUGUUCUUGUUCUUGUUCCAACCAUGGCUGCCUCUGCGUAGUUAUUUGUUCUUGUUGUUAACUUUCUAAAACAAGUAAGGGGUGAGGGCUGCUCGUAUAUCACCCUCUACCCACAUUUUCCCCAUCCACAUCUUUACCAUAUGGGGCCCUAACAAAAUCGGAUAACAGUUAUAGAUGCAAAUCUAAUUACUUGUCUUCUUCUAAAAUCAGGCAUACCUUGACGAUCGGUCGACUUUCAACAUCGUUCUUCGUCUUGAAUUUACUUGGGAGAGUGUGUUUGUUAACUUGACACCAAGGUCAAGGUGAGCUCUGAUUGGCUGUAUGCAAAUGAGUUCAUUGUUGGGGUCUGGCACUCUUGUGGGGGAAAAAAAAUUCGCAACCAGGACGCUCACAGUUCCUUCUAUGACAGUUUGCUCGCAAAAUUUUAACCUUUGAAAAUCAUUUGAGGGAUUCUUGUGAAAAUCCUCACCAAAUUCAUUAUUUCAGCCAUACCAGUAAUAUAAUGGCAGCCAAUUGCUCAUGGUUUUUUUUUUCUUUAACUAUUGUCUAUUUUUUUGUAAAAAUGUUCUUGUUUUAUUUUCAAUAAUCGCAAUUCAUUAUUGAAGUCUGAUUGGUUUGUUUUAGAAACCUUAAAUGUGAGUGUGUAUUGACAUACACACACACAUCCAUGUGUCUAUAUAUAUAUAUAUAAAAAUGUACACACUCGCUCACACACACAGACACACACAUACAUGCACACACAUUUACUUUCUAAUGUUUAUAACACAGAUAUUCAUAUGCUGCAUCCGCUACUAGUUUCAUGUAAGAAGCUGGCCCUAAAUGUCUCCGUAGAAAAAUCUUGUCUUGGUUGGGCCUCCAUAAUAACAAAUGGAUUGUCCAAGAUAGCAAUUCUGUGAGAUGAGGAAAUCUGAGAAAACACUUGACCAACUACCCCAAGCUUGUUAAAUUUUAGAGAAGAAAUGUGUGGCCCAAGGACUGUAACUCUAAUUACUUCACUAGGAUCACAUUUUUGUUUUUUUUUGCUUCUAUGUAUUUAUUCUUAUGGCAUAAAAAACAAAACAAAAUAUUCAUCUGUGUGGCACCUUGGGAAAGUGUCUGGUUAUAGCCCCAGGCUGAUCAAAGCUGGUUUAGUAGAUGGAAAUUGAAAGAAGCUUGCCGUGUAUGUGUAUAUAUAGAUAUGUGUGUGUGUGUGUGUGCUAUCACUGCUUGAGAGAUGCUAUUGCUUUAUCUAUGUCCCUGUAACUUAGCAGUCUGGCAAAUGUGACUGAUAGAGUAAGUCCCAGGCUUAAAAAAACAAAGGUACUGGGGUUAGGACUCCAGUAUGGUCAUGGUGCAAUGACUGAAAGAAAAGUAAAAAAGGGUAAAAACGAAAAGGAAGAUAAGCCAUGGAGCAGCCUUAGUUGCUGACCCUAAUGUCCACUCGGCCAAAGAAAAGGCUGUGAGAGGGUUGGGGUGAAGGUGUUCCAGCUGAAGGCCUUAAUCCCUUGCACCCAGAUUUCGUACUGACAAGGCUCUGCUGUGUACCUGGUGAUAGGCUGUGCACUAACUGCAUAGUUUUUCAUACGAGGAAUUUUACUGUGUAUUUACAGUUUUUUCCCCAGUGUAGUCUAUUUGAAAACACAGAGUGAGGCAUUACAGUGUUUCGAUGCGGUCAGUAUUGCUUCCCAUCUGCAAGGCCUUAAACAGAUAUUUAUGGGAGAUGAAGGUCAUUAAAAGGAGAAUUUAAAAUGGGGAAAUGAAAGGGGAAGGAAACAUCGAAUUCACAGAAAAGAAGGAAGAAGAAACGAGAAAAGAAAGAGGAGGCGUUGAGAAGAAAAACAGAAACCAAGGACAAGAAAAACCUUCUAAA